CCCUUCAAACUAUCCCAAAUUCACAAUACCUAAAGCUAAACCACAAUACCACCACCAACAACGACAACAACAAAAACCUCUUCUUCUUCUUCUUCUUCUUUCCAUAUUUCCAUUACUUCUUUUUAGUCAAAACUCAGAGGCACAACUCGUUAUCUUUCUCUCUCUAAACAUGGACGGAAACUCAUCCACAGACGAGAGCACAACCACCGAAUCCUUCACUCUAUCCGCCUCUCCCGCCGCCACUCCGACGCCGUUCAAGUCCCCUCCAGCGGCGGAGAGCACUCUCUGCCGCGUCGGGAGCGGCGCGAGCAGCGUCGUCGUCGACUCGGAGAUGAUCACCAACGCCAUCAACGGCGGCGCAGACGCCGAAUCCGGCCGUAAACUCCCUUCCUCCAAGUACAAGGGCGUGGUCCCACAGCCGAACGGGCGGUGGGGGGCCCAGAUUUACGAGAAGCACCAGCGCGUGUGGCUCGGCACCUUCAACGAGGAGGACGAGGCCGCCAGGGCCUACGACGUAGCCGCCCAGCGCUUCCGCGGCCGCGACGCCGUCACCAACUUCAAGCCUCUCUCGGAAACCACCGAAGAAGAUGAAAUCGAAUCCGUCUUUCUCAACUCCCAUUCCAAGGCCGAGAUCGUCGACAUGCUCAGGAAACACACUUACAACGACGAGUUGGAGCAAAGCAAGAGAAACAGCUUCGGAAUCGACGGGAAUGGGAAUCGAAAACCGUCCCGGACCGGGCUGCUAUUCGGUUCGGAUUUAACCGCUUCGAUGGCGCGUGAGCAGCUCUUCGAGAAGGCGGUUACGCCGAGCGACGUCGGGAAGCUGAACCGGCUGGUGAUCCCGAAGCAGCACGCGGAGAAGCACUUCCCCUUGCAGAGCGCCAACACCUGCAAGGGCGUUUUGUUGAAUUUCGAGGAUGUCGGAGGGAAGGUCUGGCGAUUUCGAUACUCGUACUGGAAUAGUAGCCAGAGCUAUGUGUUGACAAAGGGUUGGAGCCGGUUCGUUAAGGAGAAGAGCUUGAAAGCCGGUGACAUUGUCAGCUUCCAGCGCUCAACCGGACCGGAUAAGCAGCUUUACAUUGAUUGGAAGGCUAGGGAUGUUGAUAGCGGGUCAGCGGGCGGGGCGGUCGGACCGGUUCAGAUGGUUAGGCUUUUUGGGGUCAACAUUUUUAAAUUACCUGGGAGUGAGAUGGUGGAAGGGAUUGGGAUUGGGAUUGGUGGGGGUUGCAAUGGGAAGAGAACAAGGGACAUGGAAUUGUUGGAAUUAGAGUGUAGUAAGAAGCCGAGGAUAAUAGGAGCCUUGUAAUAUUGAAACUCAAACAACUUUUGUUUUUUUGUUUUUUUUGUUUUGUUUUUGGGUCUAUUUUUGUAAUUUUCGGCGUUUUGUGAAUGGGGGAAAAUAGGAGAUAGGAGUUGGGGGGAAAGGGCAUGGUGUAGUUGCAAGUUGGCUAAAGGUGAAUUGUAUAUUAUGUGACAAAAGGAAACAAAACAAAACAAGAAAAAAAAAAAGGGAAAAAACUGAAAAUAUUAACUUCAACAGUGUUUAUUUUUUCUUUUUAAUUUUUAUAAAGAUUGUUCAGAAAGGAUAACUGUCAA
Morus notabilis is the source of this 1596-nucleotide messenger RNA. RefSeq names its product AP2/ERF and B3 domain-containing transcription factor RAV1. Gene Ontology annotation, molecular function: DNA binding; DNA-binding transcription factor activity. The transcript has a single exon. The record is from RefSeq and is a predicted model, not a curated record. Lineage: Eukaryota; Viridiplantae; Streptophyta; Magnoliopsida; Rosales; Moraceae. Gene Ontology annotation, biological process: regulation of DNA-templated transcription. Bases 170 to 1306 code for a protein of 378 amino acids.